Messenger RNA from Elgaria multicarinata webbii, 812 nucleotides. It is a transcript of the gene C1QTNF8, whose product is annotated as C1q and TNF related 8. NCBI's taxonomy places the organism in Eukaryota, Metazoa, Chordata, Lepidosauria, Squamata, Anguidae. The record is from RefSeq and is a predicted model, not a curated record. The transcript is spliced from 2 exons. Bases 1 to 780 code for a protein of 259 amino acids. Gene Ontology annotation, molecular function: protein binding.
AUGGGUGCCAUCUUUCUGCUGCUCUUGGCAUCUUCCCUGCACGCCGGCAGCCUGCUUGGCGGAAGAGCCUUCCCAAAGAGAGAAGGGCGGAGGGUUUCGGCAUGCGUGCGAUGUUGCACACCUGCUGAGGACCCGGGCUCCAUCACCACUUCCCGAUAUGCCCGGAUGACCAGCGACUCCACCUACUCCAUGCCCAAGGUCCAGCCGACCAUUGAUAUCACGAUCCUGAAAGGUGAAAAAGGCGAAAUGGGGGAUAGUGGAAUGUCUGGCCCCGAAGGCAAAGUGGGUCAACCCGGCCUACGUGGUUAUCAAGGCCGGAAAGGCCAAAAAGGCCAUGCCGGCCUUCCGGGCGACUCCUGCAAGCAACAUUACGUCGCCUUUUCCAUUGGCCGAAGCAAACCUCUCCACAGCAACGACUACUACCAGCACGUCACUUUCGACACGGAGUUCGUCAACCUCCACAAGCACUUCAACAUGUUUACAGGCAAGUUCUUCUGCUAUGUUCCGGGGAUCUACUUCUUCAACCUCAACGUCCACACCUGGAACUACAAGGAGACCUACCUCCACAUCAUGAAGAACGAAAGCGAAGUCGCCAUCCUCUACUCUCAGCCCAGCGAGCGGAGCAUCAUGCAAAGCCAAAGCCUCAUGCUCGACCUGCAGGAGGGGGACGAGGUCUGGGUGCGGAUGUUCAAGCGGGAGAGGGAGAACGCCAUCUACAGUGAGGAGUCGGACCUUUACAUCACGUUCAAUGGCCAUUUAAUUAAGCCGGCCGUAGAAUGAACGGCUCCCAGAUGAGGCGGCAGUAGGAGAGG